AUUUCAUCAGUUAAGUUGAAUAAUUUUUUUGUUUGUUGUUAAUUAUAAUUCACAUAUUGAGGUCAUCAUGUCGUCGUCUGUUGAUUUGCGAACAGUCUAUGCAUUUGCUCGUGAAUUUCACUCGAAAGGACCAAACAUUGGCAAAAUGCUCUACGGAACUGCUGGAUUUCGUACGUUACACGAUAAACUCGAAUUUAUAGCAUUUCGUAUGGGUAUCCUGGCGACCCUCCGAUCACGCACAUUCUCUGGUCAGGCAAUUGGUGUUAUGAUAACAGCCUCACACAAUCCUGAAUGUGAUAAUGGUGUCAAAAUUAUCGAUCCAAAAGGUGAAAUGCUUGAGAUGUCAUGGGAAGGAAUUGCCACAGAUCUCGUCAAUGUUUCGGACGAUAAACUUGAGUCAGAAGUUGCAAAAAUUAUUGCCCAACAAAAAGUCGACAUGAAUGCACAAUCAAAUGUUUUUAUUGGAAUGGAUACACGCUAUCAUUCGCCAGCGAUGGGUCGAGCUGUUGUUAAUGGAGUGCGAGCAUUAAAAGGAAACUUGAGGGAUUAUGGAAUUCUGACAACGCCAAUGCUUCAUUAUCUUGUAUUCUCGCAUAAUGUUAAAGGUGCUUAUGGAACCCCAACAGAAGCCGGGUAUGUUGCUAAACUUGUCACUGCCUUUAAAAAGUUACGAGGAGAGAAACUUGAAAAUGGAAAUUACAAGAAUUUCCUUCUUUUUGAUGGUGCCAAUGGAGUCGGUAGCUUAAAAAUGUUUGAAUUUAAUCGACAACUGGCCGGUACACUUCAAUGUCAAGUUUUUAAUGCAAACGGCAAAAUUAAUCAUAAUUGCGGUGCUGAUUAUGUAAAAACAAGUCAGCGACCACCAACUGGACUUCCUGAACAUGAGCCAAAUACACGUUGUGUUAGUGUCGAUGGUGAUGCUGAUCGUGUCGUUUACUUCUUUAUUGAUUCAAAUGGAACUUUUCAUUUACUUGAUGGCGAUCGAAUUGCAACACUUAUUGCUGAUUAUCUUAUGGAUUUGGUACAAAAAUGUGGAAUUUCUUUGAAACUUGGAAUUGUUCAGACUGCUUAUGCCAAUGGAGCAUCGACCGACUAUAUAGUCGAUCAAUUGAAAAUUGAUGUUGCGUGUGCGCAAACUGGAGUAAAGCAUCUUCAUCAUAAAGCAUUGGAGUAUGAUAUUGGUGUGUAUUUUGAAGCGAAUGGCCACGGAACAGUGAUUUUUAGUGAAAAGACAAAGGCAAAGCUCUCAGUUGCACUAAAUAGUACUGCGACAUCAGAAGAGAGACGGGAAGCAUUAAAUAAAUUACUUCUUACAAUCGAUCUGAUUAAUGAGACAGUUGGUGAUGCAAUAUCCGACAUGCUGCUCGUUGAGACAAUUCUACAUACCAAGGGAUGGGAUUUGAGUGACUGGCUUGCGACAUAUGAUGAUCUUCCGAAUCUUCAGCAGAAAGUAAAGGUCCAAGAUCGAAAUAUCUUUGAGACGACAGAUGCUGAAAGGAUUUGUGUGAAGCCUGAAGGUCUUCAAGAUAAAAUUAAUGAAAUAGUGAAGAAAUAUAAACGAGGACGCUCGUUUGUUCGACCAUCUGGGACUGAAGAUGUAGUUCGUGUCUAUGCGGAAGCAGAAAAUGCCGAUGAUGUUCAAUUGCUUGCUGCUGAAGUGUCAAUUUUAGUUUAUGAGAUGGCAAAUGGUGUUGGUGAGCGACCGAUGAUUCCACAUCAGAAAUUAUAGACAGACUUGGUGAUCAAUGACUGAAAAUUUAACUGGAAAAUUUAUUUUCCUAUCGAAUUUUCAUUAUGAUAAUAUUUUUUUUUUGAGAUUUACAUCACUGCCGAGAUUUUCAAAGGAAAUUUUUUAUAAGAUUAAAGCAUUUUAGAAUUUUUUUUAGUUCCAUUCCUAAAACAAAAAAAAAUUUUUGACAAUUUAAGUGAGAAAAGCUUGCUAGUGAUGCUUAAGAUACGAAGUUAAAUCCUUUCUAGUAUAAAUUAUUUUAGUAUUUUUGGUUUAUUUGUUGUAAUCUCUUUAUUUGGCCACAUUUGCAUGAAUUUUUCGAUGAUAUUUGGAAUGAGAUGAAGUCUCUUAAUUUUACUGAAUAGAACAAGUCUUUUAAUCGAUCAGAAACAUGGCACCAAACUGGUGUGACUCUGGCAUGGUGCUGGAUUUAAACUGAAGCCAGCACUAUGCUAGACUCAUGCCAACUUAAUGCCAGAUUUCAAUUUGAUUAAUCGGCUUGUGCUAUUCGGGUAUUCUAAGGAUAUCAUAAAGUGUAUUCUGAAGGUUAGGUUCACUUUAGGAACCUUAAAUGUAAAACAAAACUAAAGCUACCAUUGGAGGAAAAUUGGAAUUCAAUUUAAAUCUCAACCAAAUAUCAUAAAAACUAAAUUUAAAAACGUUAACAA
Messenger RNA from Chironomus riparius, 2397 nucleotides. NCBI's taxonomy places the organism in Eukaryota, Metazoa, Arthropoda, Insecta, Diptera, Chironomidae. The record is from the annotation of a GenBank genome assembly.